GGAUGGGACUGGCGGAGGAGGGAGGGGGCGUUGCCAUGGAGACCGAGGGCGCGCGGCCGCAAGGGAGGGGUCAGGCGAUUAGCGGGUUCGGCGCCAGCGCUCCGCAGGUCUGGGGGUUCGGGCGCGGCCCGCUGCGCCCCAGCACCUGUGCAUUGUGCUGCAAGGGCGGAGGGCGAUGCGGAGGGCGCCAGCCCUGGCAGGGACGGGAGGGGGCGGGCCCGGUUAUGCAGGAGCGACGCCUCCCUGGCACCCACGCGGGGAGCCCAGAGAGCUGGGCGAAGACACGCCUUGCACCCGGGCAACCGCUGGGCAGCCCGGCAGGGGGGCGGGGGCCGGAGCCCAGGGCCGCGGCCCCCCUGGCCAGCGGCGCAGACUGACAGCGGCUGGGCCCGCCCCGCCCGCGUCACUUCCGCUGACGGCAACCCCUCCCUCCCUCUGGGUCUCUGGAGUGGCCGGAGACUCCGCCCCCUGGCGAUUGGAACGCGGGUCACGUAGCAACGCGGGGGAGAAGGGGAGAGGGGCGUGGCUGGGCGCCGGUCCAAUCAGCGCCCGCAGAACGGGCCUCGGCCGCCUGGCUUUAGCAACGUCGUUAGCAACACGUGGGGCGGGAGGAAGCGCCGGGCGGGGGUGGAGGAAGGGAGAGCGCGCGGGGAGGGAGGAGAACUGACGUCAGCGGGAGAGUAUUAUGGGCUGUCGAGGGCUGGCUGCUGCUUUUCUGCUCCUGGAAGCGGCCGAGGGGGGAAGCGGCGAGUCAACAUGGAGCUCUCGGCGGUGGGGGAGCGGGUGUUCGCGGCCGAAGCCCUCCUGAAGCGGCGCAUUCGCAAAGGACGCAUGGAAUAUCUCGUGAAAUGGAAGGGCUGGUCGCAGAAGUACAGCACUUGGGAGCCGGAAGAAAAUAUCCUGGAUGCUCGCCUGCUUGCAGCCUUUGAGGAAAGGGAGCGGGAGAUGGAGCUCUAUGGCCCCAAAAAGAGAGGACCCAAGCCUAAAACCUUCCUUCUCAAGGCCCAGGCCAAGGCAAAGGCCAAAACCUAUGAAUUCAGAAGUGACUCUGCCAGAGGCAUCCGGAUCCCUUACCCAGGCCGCUCGCCCCAGGAUUUGGCAUCUACUUCCAGGGCCAGGGAGGGCCUUAGGAACACGGCUCUGUCCCCACCAGGGAGCAGCAGCAGCACAUGCAGGGUCGACCCACCUCGGGACAGGGACCGGGACCGAGAGCGAGAACGGGACAGGGGUGCCAGCCGUGUGGAGGACAAGCCCAGCUCACCAGGAGACAGCUCCAAGAAGCGAGGACCCAAGCCCCGGAAAGAGCUCCUAGACCCUUCCCAGAGACCCUUGGGGGAGCCUAGCGAUGGCCUAGGAGAAUACCUCAAAAGCAGGAAGCUGGAUGACACCCCUCCUGGGACAGGAAAGUUCCCAGCUGGCCACAGCGUGAUCCAGCUUGCUCGAAGACAGGACUCAGACCUGGUUCAGUACGGAGUGACCAGCCCUAGCUCAGCAGAGGCCUCGGGCAAGUUGGCCGUGGACACCUUUCCAGCCAGGGUGAUAAAGCACAGGGCCGCUUUCUUGGAGGCCAAAGGUCAAGGUGCCCUGGAUCCUGGUGGCCCCAGGGUCCGACAUAGUUCAGGCACCCCAGGCUCAGUGGGAAGCCUGUAUCGGGACAUGGGGGCCCAAGGGGGACGGCCCUCCCUCAUCGCCAGAAUUCCAGUGGCCAGAAUCCUGGGGGACCCAGAGGAAGAGUCCUGGAGCCCCUCUCUGACCAACCUGGAGAAGGUGGUUGUCACAGACGUGACCUCAAACUUUUUGACCGUUACCAUUAAGGAGAGCAACACGGACCAAGGCUUCUUUAAGGAAAAGAGAUGAAUUGCUGAGGGUGGGGAGGCCAGGACCAGAGCAGGCGAGAGUGAGCUCAAAUGUGGCUUAGUGCUUUUUAUUCCUGGGAGGCUGUGGCCUUCUGACUGACCCCGUCCUUACCCUCACCCCCCACCCCCGCGGUCCCUUUCAUCCUCCUUCCUCAGUUCUGGUUGGAAAAUUAUCUCUAGAGUUCUAUUUUCUAUUAGAUGUAAAUAUGUUAUUUAAGAAAAAUAUCUAAAUAUAUAUAUUUCAACUCUUGAA
Molecule: messenger RNA, 2109 nt
Organism: Meriones unguiculatus (Mongolian gerbil)
Lineage: Eukaryota; Metazoa; Chordata; Mammalia; Rodentia; Muridae
Gene: Cbx8
Product: chromobox 8
Exons: 5
Coding region: 757-1857 (366 amino acids)
Source: RefSeq, a predicted model, not a curated record